AUGGGAAACUGGAUUACAUCCUCUGCAUCACACGGCAGCACAGUUGCUGGUAAAUCGCCACAAAUAAAAGAAAUAUCUUGGGGUAAGGUUGAUAUCGAUAGUAUUGGUGAAGUGUUAGGAAAAAAUGUCCAACUUUAUCCAGGAGGUGCUUCCAAGUGGGAUUGGAAAGAAUCCAACACUUCCCAUGAGCUUGGCAUUCAGUUAGCUGAUGUACAACGUCUAAUUGAUAAUAAACUGUGCGAUGUUCUUGUAUUAUCACGAGGCAUGGAAGAACAAUUACAAAUAUCUGAAGGAGUUUAUGAUUAUUUCAGAACAAACGGAAUGAAAUUGAAUGAACAUUAUUAUAUUGAACAAACAGAAAAGGCAGUGGAAAUUUAUAAUCAACUGAGUAAACGACAACGACGUGUUGGUGCACUUAUACAUUCCACAUGCUAA
Messenger RNA from Didymodactylos carnosus, 435 nucleotides. The record is from the annotation of a GenBank genome assembly. Lineage: Eukaryota; Metazoa; Rotifera; Eurotatoria; Philodinida; Philodinidae.